Molecule: messenger RNA, 1451 nt
Organism: Drosophila guanche
Lineage: Eukaryota; Metazoa; Arthropoda; Insecta; Diptera; Drosophilidae
Gene: H2.0
Product: homeobox protein H2.0
Exons: 3
Coding region: 77-1327 (416 amino acids)
Biological process (GO): regulation of DNA-templated transcription
Molecular function (GO): DNA-binding transcription factor activity, RNA polymerase II-specific; sequence-specific DNA binding
Source: RefSeq, a predicted model, not a curated record
AUUGCUGAUCUGAAAGGAUCGAUACAAAGUGUUUCAAUCUCUGCGAAUCAAACUGUUGGUAUUCAUAGUCAAAGCAAUGUUACUGCAACACGAAAGUGCCGCCAGCAUGGAACAGAGUAUGCCAGAGAAUCUCAGCACUCAUGUUUACGGCGGCGAAUGUGAAAUGAAGCUGCCAUCGCCCCCGGGCAAUCGCGAUCGCGAUCGCGAUCUGUCGCCCAAGGAGUCCACCCAUAGUCCCGAGACGAGUGUAUCCAGUCCAACGCCUCCCACAAGCACCAGCACCACCAAAGUGAAACUCAGUUUCAGUGUCGAUCGUUUGCUGGGCUCUGAUCCCAGCGAAUCCCUGACAAACUCUUCAUCCUCCUCCACGAGAUCCUGCUGCGAUGGCAGCGUCUUCUCCUGCUGCAUAUUUCCACACUGUUUCAGUCAAUCGCAGGCAGAGGCUGCCAAGCUAGGACAUGUUUCUGCUCUACAAACUACACAAAGUCAUCAUUAUGCCUAUGCGGCAGGAUUGGAUAAGCUAUACCCGAACCUUUAUAUGGAUUACAAAUCUGUGCUGAGACCAACGCCCAUUCGAGCUAAUGAACAUGCAACCUCAUAUCCCACUCUGGCAACCAACGCUCUUCUACGCUUCCAUCAGCAGCACCACCACCAGCAACACCCACAGCAUCAUCAGCCGCACCAUCAGCCUCACCAUCAGUCGCACCUUCAUCAGCAGAAACCUGCCACGAAUGCAGCCUCGACAGCUGCAGCGCUGCUGGCGCCUCUUCAUAGCCUCAAGUCUCUGCAGUUGACGCAGCAGCAGCGAUUUCUGGGCAAGUCGCAGCAGCAGCUGCUGGACAACAUUCCCACAUCGCAGGCGGCAGCCUCAAUGCAAAAUGGCAGCCAAAAUGGGGGCGGCAACGGCAACGGCAACGGCAACAGUGGCAGUGGCAACAGCAACGGGAAACGGAAACGCUCCUGGUCACGGGCUGUCUUUACGAAUCUGCAGCGAAAGGGCCUGGAAAUACAGUUCCAGCAACAGAAGUACAUUACAAAGCCAGACAGACGCAAGCUGGCGGCACGCUUGAAUCUGACAGAUGCGCAGGUCAAAGUAUGGUUCCAGAAUCGCCGCAUGAAAUGGCGACACACACGCGAGAAUCUAAAAAGUGGCCAAGAGAAGCAGCCUCAUGCACAGCCCUCGAGUGUGGCUGCCACGAAGGCCACGACCAUGCCAGGUGCUGGCCAUCAUACACAGGAGCAGCUGGACUACAGCUCCGAUAGCUGCUCGAGUGCGGAGCUCAGCGAACAGGCGGACGAUGAUAUAGAAAUUGAUGUGGUGGAGUAGAGCAAUGAAUUCUACAUCAAUACAUGCUCGUACAUGCAUAACUACAUGCAAGUCGCAUGCUUGUUACUUGUGUAAAGUACCAUGUCGAGUAGCUUAAGUCACGUAGAAUAUUCCCUCUAAUUUA